GUGGCACCUCGCGGUCAGACCAGAUGCUUCAGUGAAUUUGGCCUGGUGAAUUUCUCUGCAGUUUUCCGCUCAAGUGCUUCAACAGAAAUGGUGAUGUAUCGUGUAGUGUUUCUUGUGGCACUUCUCGCUCCCGGAUUUACCGUCAUCCGGGCGCACAGCACCCAGAGACCCGCCGGUGAUGAGCCGAGUCCAUUCUUGGACAUGGCAUCGGCCUUUCUCACGGAAGCCCUCGCGAAUCAGGGCGGGGGAAACGGCGGAAUCGGUGGCAUUGCCUCCGUUAUUGGGAGUUUAAUGCAGAGCGACAGCUCAUCUGGGAAAUCUGGGGACAAUGGAGCCGGUGCCAUUCUAGCGGGAAUUGGAUCUCUUCUGGCCAACUCGGCGGGAGGCUCGCGACAGGGUGGCGGAGGAGGCUUUGAUCCUGCCCUCAUUGGGAACAUCAUUGAGAUGUUCUCCUCCAGCAGUGGAGACAAUUCGAGGCAGAAAAAGCAGACUCCUAAUCAGCAGGAACCCUCCGGUUGGGAUACAGUGCUCAACAUUGCAUCAGCCUUCCUGGGAAAUCAGGGUCAGCAACAGGCCAGGAGUAGUGACUCGACUGGAGACAACUUAAUGAGUCUUCUGCCGAUGGUUUUGCAAACCAUAAAUUCCUUUUCUGGACCGGAAGGCCUGAAAACCCAGGAGAAGCACAAGGAUCAUGCUCUCUUGCCGCCUUUCCUGGAGAACAUCCACGUGAUGUGGGAUCAUUUCUCCCAAUCGGAGUUGGCUCAGAUCAUCUGGACCAAGUCAGGCAUCAGCCAAGUCUUUAAGGGCUUCACCGGGCGCGAUGGGAAGUUGGACUACAACAAACUGUUCAAGUCCUUGGAAAAUCAAUCUUUCAGGCGCCGAUGGAUUAAGACGGCCACAGUCUACUUAGCCGACUGGGCCAACUACAUCGCCGAUCCGGAAGUGUACCAGAGAUAUUUCCACACGGCGCAGUUGAUGGCGAAUGGUUUCUUGAAGAGCCAGAACUUGCCAUUGAUCGACCCGAGCAGGGCCAGUGAGACACUUGCUCAGCUUAUUGAUGCCAUCGCCAAGAAACACCUCAGCGUGAAAAUAUCGUCGAAGACAUACGUGAAGCCAGCGAUGAAUUACGUGAAAGAGCUGCUGAAAUUGGGUCAAGCGCGAGGUCUUCUCCAGAAAUUCAACGCCACGGAAAUUAGUGACAAACUCACAGACACCGUUAAUCUCGAAAUUAUUGAACCUGUAUUGAAGGUGUAUCGCUCGUAUCGGUACAUCUUGGGCGCCCCUCAAUGUGAUAAGUUCGUCAUGUGCGACAUAAAUUCACACGAUCCCAGCGAGAAUUUCGGUCUGGCCGGCUUCAAGGCGGGCAUCACGAAGUUCGGGAGCUUGGCGGCGUCGUGGGUGUUGAGCGGUGAGACGAAGACACCCUUCUGGACGCUCUUCAGCAUAGUGUCCGACCCAGGAAACUGCCAGGUACGCUUCCCGGUGGAUUGUUCAGGCUUCCACGAAGGUGAGGCUCGAGUAACCACGGAAUAUGUUCAUAAUGAGCUGUAAUGAGUGACACGCACCGAUUCAAUAGACCUUU
Messenger RNA from Phlebotomus argentipes, 1582 nucleotides. RefSeq lists its product as uncharacterized. The record is from RefSeq and is a predicted model, not a curated record. The transcript has 5 exons. The coding region runs from base 88 to 1551 and encodes 487 amino acids. Lineage: Eukaryota; Metazoa; Arthropoda; Insecta; Diptera; Psychodidae.